CGCGUUGGAAAUCUCGCGGUAUUUUACUUACCCACAACCUCCGGUCUUCCUUUCUGCCUGAACCGACAUGCCUAAGGGAAAGAAGGCUAAGGGGAAGAAGGUGGCGCCUGCCCCUUCUGUGGCCAAAAAACAUGAGCCCAAGAAAGUAGUCAACCCUCUCUUUGAAAAGAGGCCAAAGAACUUUGGCAUCGGCCAGGAUAUUCAGCCAAAGCGUGACCUGACACGCUUUGUGAAAUGGCCUCGUUACGUUCGCCUGCAGAGGCAACGCUCCAUUCUGUACAAGCGGCUGAAGGUUCCCCCUGCAAUCAACCAGUUCACCCAGGCUCUGGACCGCCAGACGGCCACCCAGCUGUUUAAGCUGGCCCACAAGUACAGACCAGAGACCAAGCAGGAGAAGAAGAAGAGGCUGUUGGCCCGUGCUGAGCAGAAGGCAGCCGGGAAGGGAGACACCCCCACCAAGAGGCCUCCUGUUCUCCGUGCAGGUGUGAAUACCGUUACCUCUCUGGUGGAGAACAAGAAGGCUCAGCUGGUCGUCAUUGCUCAUGAUGUGGAUCCAAUUGAGCUUGUGGUCUUUCUUCCUGCUCUCUGCCGCAAGAUGGGUGUCCCAUACUGUAUUGUGAAGGGCAAGGCCAGACUGGGAAGACUGGUGCACAGGAAAACGUGUACCUCAUUUGCAUUCACACAGGUUAACCCUGAGGAUAAAGGUGCCCUGGCUAAGCUUGUGGAAGCCAUCAAGACCAACUACAAUGACAGAUAUGAGGAGAUCCGUCGUCACUGGGGAGGUGGUAUUCUGGGCCCCAAAUCCACAGCACGCUUCACUAAGCUGGAGAAGGCUAAGGCCAAGGAACUGGCAACCAAGCUUGGUUAAAAUGUUUGGAAUAAAAAAUUAUGUUCUAAUA
This is a messenger RNA of Poeciliopsis prolifica (blackstripe livebearer), 899 nucleotides long. RefSeq names its product ribosomal protein L7a (gene rpl7a). Gene Ontology annotation, biological process: ribosome biogenesis. Gene Ontology annotation, cellular component: ribonucleoprotein complex. The record is from RefSeq and is a predicted model, not a curated record. Lineage: Eukaryota; Metazoa; Chordata; Actinopteri; Cyprinodontiformes; Poeciliidae. Bases 68 to 868 code for a protein of 266 amino acids. The transcript has 8 exons.